GCCCGCAGCCGCAGGCAGGAUACCGCAUCGGCCGCGCCGCCACCGGAACUUGAACGUCGUCCUGCUCCUGCCUGCAGGAGAACUUGCCAUUGCCAGUCGCGGCGGCGUCUUGCUCGCUCACGCAGCUCGGCACUCGGCACUCGGCACGGCCGCUCUCUCUCCCCUUCCUUCGCACCGGCCGCGCAGCAGUCGUUAUUCGGCAUCGUCCGCCAGCGCAUCUCCCGCCAGUCCAGUCCACCAGAGCAGAGGCAGCACCCCCUCUGGCGCCGUCUGACCCACCUCCGCUCCACCGCACCCAUCCCAGCGCCGCCCACAUCCUUCCCCGUGGCCGACCGUCGGCUUCCUCCUCCUCCUCCUCCUCCUCUCCCUCCGGGCUCCUGCUCCUGUUCGGUUCAGCAGCCGUCCUCCCUUCCUCUUCCAGUUCGAUUCUACUGAGCUCCGUGCUCUGCUGUUGCUUCCCCGUCGCGCGGGGAUGAAGCCACUGGAGUUACAAUCCGAGGCACGCGAGAAGCUUCUCUCUCAAAAAUAUUGGGGGUUCAACAGAGUUUCCUAUGCCCGGCGCUAAGCCCGCCGGCCAGGUGUUCGACGUAACUCCCCUCCUGAGAGGGAUCUGUUAUGUUCUUGGCCAAACGACCGCCAUGGUCGUCUCAGAUUACCAGGUUCUAUAUCCUUCCCCUCCACGCUGUUUCCUGGAUCGUUUGGUGUGCAAGAAGGGUGCACUACAGUGGCGGCGGCGGCGGCGGCGACAGUGCCACUCCAGGGACAUCUGGCCGGCUGUCCGAGCUGUUUUGCCCAGCCCGGGUGCAGGUCGCUGGCGUCAUUGGGCGAGCACUGGAACAGGGGCGGUCGUCGGAUUCGGUGGAGCUGGAGCUGGAGAGGCUCCAUGUCGACCUGGACCCCUUUGUUGUCAACCGGGUGCUCCGGAGCGUGUCGGACUCAGAGACGGCAGUGCAGUUCUACUGGUGGGCAGAGUCCAGGCCUGGGUUUGAUCACACCCAGUUCGCGAUAGCCUACAUUGUCAGCCUGCUGUUUAUAGACAGCAACUUUUUCCUGCUGUCGGAGUUCCUCGAGAGAGUGAGGAGUCAGGGGGUGACAUUGCAUCGCUCUCUCUAUCGGAUCCUCUUGUCGGGCUAUGUCAGGGCGGGCAAGUUCGAUUCUGUCAUCCAGACAUUUGAUGAGAUGGUUACGUCUGGAUGCCGUGAGUUUGGUGUGGACUACAACAGGUUCAUUGGUGUGCUAGUUAAGAAUUGCUGCUUUGAUUUGGUUGAGAAGUAUUAUGGCGUGGCACUUGAUAAAGGUUUUUGCUUGACUUCAUUCACUUAUUCAAGGUGGAUAUCUGCACUGUGCCAAUCAGACAGGAUUGAGCUCGUAGAGAGACUCCUGGCUGAUAUGGAUAAGUUUGGGUGUUUUCCAGAUAUUUGGGCAUGUAACAUAUAUGUUGACUAUUUAUGUAAGCAAAAUAGGUUGCAUGAUGCUUUGAUGAUGCUUGAGAAUAUGGAGAUGAGAGGAACCGGUCCAGAUGUUGUCACUUACACAACAAUUGUUGGAUGUUUAUGUGAUAAUAAGCAGUUUGCUGAAGCGGUCGAGCUUUGGGAAGAAAUGAUGAGGAGGGGCGUUAAACCUGAUAUCAUUUCCUGUGGCGUAUUGAUAUUUGGGUUGUGCAAGAGUGAUAAGGUUGACGAGGCUUUUGAGCUGGCAUUGAGGAUGCUGAGUCUUAAUUUAGAACUCAAUGUCUGUAUUUACAAUGCCCUGAUAAGUGGCUUCAUGAGAUCAGGAAGCAUUAAUAAAGCCUUCAAAAUCAUAUCCUUCAUGCAGGCAAAUGGGUGUGAGCCAGAUGUUGUCACAUAUAAUAUCCGCUUGAACCAUUACUGUGACGCAGGUAUGAUAAAGGAAGCUGAAAUGUUGAUAGAAGAGAUGGAAAUGAGUGGGGUAGUAAAUCCUGAUCGGUACAGCUAUAAUCAAAUGUUAAAAGGAUUGUGCAAAGCUCAUCAAUUGGACAGGGCAUUUGGUUUUGUUUCAGAUCAUAUGGAGGUUGGUGGGUUCUGUGAUAUUGUAUCUUGUAACAUACUGAUUGACGCAUUUUGCAAGGCAAAGAAAGUAACUUCUGCAUUGAAGCUGUUCAAAGAAAUGGGUUAUAAGGGAAUACAAGCAGAUGCUGUGACAUAUGGAACUCUAAUUAAUGGUCUCUACGGUGUAGGAUACUGCAACCUGGCUGAAGAAAUUUUUGAGCAGAUGCUGAAAGCUCAGGUUGUUCCAAAUGUUAAUCUGUACAAUAUUAUGCUCCAUAACCUCUGUAAAGCUGGUCAGUUUGAACAGGCGCAGAAAAUUUUCUUGCAGAUGAUUCAGAAGGAAGUUUCGCCAGAUGUUAUUACUUUUAACACACUCAUAUAUUGGCUCGGGAAAAGCUCAAGGGCAAUUGAAGCUGUUGAUCUGUUCAGGGAUAUGAGGGCUAGAGGGGUAGAACCUGAUAGCUUGACAUUUAGGUAUUUGAUCAGUGGCCUCCUAGAGGAAGGGAAAGCUACACUGGCUUAUGAGGUAUGGGAAUAUAUGAUGGAGAAUGGCAUAAUUCUCGACAGAGAUGUUUCUGACAGGCUGAUAAGUAUGCUUAAAUCAAAGAACAAGUAACAACUGACUGAGUUUCUUGAGAGUUUCAGCCUCUAGGACAUUUUACUCAUGUCAUUAGAGCUCAAAGGUCUGAGCUUGUUUAGUUGCUUCUAAACUCAUUGCUGUGCUGGCAUGCGGGACACAUCUUUGCUGAUUAACUCAAUUGGAUGGAUGCAUUAUAGCUGGACCUGUACCAGACCCAAAAGCAGACACACCAGAGAAACAGUGGACAAGUUUGCAGGCAUCGUCUUCAGUACUUUGACACCAAAGCAUGAUUGUGUGGUUAAAGUCUCAUCUCCUGUGCAACCGUUUCUGGGGACAUCAUCCCCCUUGUUGCUGGAAAUGAGCAUAUAAAUCGUGAGAGCAAGCAGAUCCUGAUAUCCAUGGACUGCAGACGACAUUCAAUUAACAGGGGAAAGGACAUGAAGAGAAAGUGGAGCAUGCAGAGUAACAUGGAUUGAAUAAUCAUGUGACAGGUGCUCUUCCUAUCCAUGUAGUGGGUCCUUGGCUUCUAUACUUGCACAUUUCAGUUUCUAUUCAUUCUUCAAGUUUGUUGGCUAUGUACCAUUGAUUCUGUUGUUUGAAAUAUCCAAAUCCUUAGCAUUCAAAAAUCUAGGAGGAAACCAAUGGGGAUUCAGAUCAGAUAUAGAUGUGCUUGAUAUAAUAUAUACUGUAUAUAGCACUUGGAUGUCAGUAUGUGACUGAAGACAGGAGGGAAACAGAGGAUCCAUGUGGCAGGAUUUAAAACAUCUGUGAUCAAGUCUUAAGGAAUUUCUUGAAGGUUUUUCUGACGCUGUAGCUAAAUGCUAUCAGAAAUUGACAUUAUUCAAUUUUUCUGACCUGUAAGCAUGGCUGGGUCGUGAGAUGGAUUGGUUUCUGACAUGUAUUCAGGCUCUGGGAUGUACCUGACAGCUUUGGUGACUGCUCAGGCUAAAACAGGUGUUGCAGGCUUCCGUCCAGCAAAACCUGCUAGGGCGGGGGUGGGUUUGCCUAUUAGUUGUUUGCCAGCCAGAAUUCUAACAAUAUUUUUUUCUCACAACAAAUCAGCGUCAGCAUCAGCCAUUUUUAUGGCCCAGCCAUUUUUAUGGCCAAUCGAGCUUUGAUAAUACGAUGAGUUUGUAGCUGACCGCUCGCUGGUAACUUGUUUGGAUUUGGUUGUUAGAUUUUGGUCCUUUACAACCUCUGGAAUCCGAUAAUCUGAUGACCAGUUUUGAUAGUACGAUGAAUGUAGUGGGUAACUGGCAAGGGGAAUUUUGUGCAAGUCUGUAAGCCUAUCCAUGUUGUAUCUGUUGUACAGUAUCUUAUAAUCAUUAACACAUCGCCAGGUGACUGGAUUAAACAGUUUUGCAGGGUUUUCCUUCCA
Molecule: messenger RNA, 3967 nt
Organism: Sorghum bicolor (sorghum)
Lineage: Eukaryota; Viridiplantae; Streptophyta; Magnoliopsida; Poales; Poaceae
Product: pentatricopeptide repeat-containing protein At1g13040, mitochondrial
Exons: 3
Coding region: 616-2625 (669 amino acids)
Molecular function (GO): protein binding
Source: RefSeq, a predicted model, not a curated record